Messenger RNA from Gambusia affinis (western mosquitofish), 1785 nucleotides. RefSeq names its product homeobox D4a (gene hoxd4a). The record is from RefSeq and is a predicted model, not a curated record. Gene Ontology annotation, molecular function: RNA polymerase II cis-regulatory region sequence-specific DNA binding; DNA-binding transcription factor activity, RNA polymerase II-specific. Gene Ontology annotation, biological process: regulation of transcription by RNA polymerase II; anterior/posterior pattern specification; embryonic skeletal system morphogenesis. NCBI's taxonomy places the organism in Eukaryota, Metazoa, Chordata, Actinopteri, Cyprinodontiformes, Poeciliidae. Bases 914 to 1612 code for a protein of 232 amino acids. The transcript is spliced from 2 exons. Gene Ontology annotation, cellular component: nucleus.
CUUCGAUUCCUUGACUUAUGGACGUCUGAGGCUGUUGAGGUGCCCAAAGUGUUGCUACAGUGAUAGCGCUGGUAAAUCUAAACAGCCCAUUACUCACAGAAACUCUAUAUGAUUACGAUGAGAGCGAAUAAUCUGAUCAGGAAAGUGUCUGUUUUGGAGUUUACCGUUUCUUUCUUUGGAGUGAGGCUCCAAAUGCAUUUAGUAAAAGAAGCUGCAGCCCGCUCCAGCUGUGGCUUUUGGCUCCUGUGUCUCCACAUUAUUGAUUUGCAAAGAGGAGUGCUGUUGCUGCCGCUGCCCAAUAGGAGCCUGAGACAGUUUUAAAAAGAGAGAGAGAGACAGGGGCAGAUGAAGGGAUGAGAUUGGUGUAACUUUUGGAUGACCCCUUCAUGACAAAGACACUGUCCAUCAAUUGUCCUCAGUCAUUAUUUCACUGCUUUUAUGCCAAGGGGCUUUUUGUACCUUUUGUUGCUUCCUCUGUUGAACACCAUGCCUUCAAGAAACUGAUCUAUCUGUAUGUGUAUGUAUAUAUAGAUAGAUGGAUACUUGGAUAAAACAUCCACAUGGAAGAUUUUUUUUUUUAUAAUUAUUCCUCUACUUUUCUCAUAACAAUACAUGGAUUUGAAUUUGCGUUUUUGCGUGCACGUGUAACAUUUAGUGUUUAUUUCUCUGUCGCUGUGCAGCAGAUUGAUAUGUUUGUUUAUUCUCAUGAGUCUUAUCUAGGUGUGUCUUCAUUUAGGCAAAAGCGCGUUCAGUUGUAUGUUUACUCGUGUUUGGACCUGCAUCACCUCCAUUGGCCGCUCUGGUCACAUGGUUCGCUAACUUUAUUCAGUUGACACCAAGUAGGAGGGCUCUAUGGAGGAGAGGAAAAAAAGACAACUCGAGAAAAAUUAGUAUUUUCUACCUUCAGAAAUUAAUGGCCAUGAGUUCGUAUAUGGUGAACUCUAAGUAUGUGGAUCCCAAAUUUCCUCCCUGCGAGGAAUACUCGCAGAAUAACUACAUACCUGAGCAGGGCUCGGACUUUUACAGCCCGGCGCAGGACGCGGACUUCCAACACCCAGGGAUCCUCUACCCGCGGUCAAACUACACAGAGCAGCCGUUUAGCUGCAGCACUGUGCCGGACUCUGCGGUGCAGCCACGGGGUCACGCCGGCCACACUGCACACUUUGACGCACAGACUGAGCAGGGCCCCCCGGUCCAAACGGCCGGACCUCGGACUUGUGGCCAGCAACAAAACGCAAAGAGUCAAAAUGGGCUCCAAGCCAAGCAACCUGCAGUAGUUUACCCCUGGAUGAAGAAAGUUCACGUAACUACCGUGAACCCGGACUACACGGGAUCAGAGCCCAAGCGCUCCAGAACCGCAUAUACCCGGCAGCAGGUCCUGGAGCUGGAGAAGGAGUUCCACUUCAACCGGUACCUGACCAGGCGGCGGCGGAUCGAGAUCGCCCACACACUCUGUCUGUCCGAGAGGCAGAUCAAAAUCUGGUUCCAGAACAGGAGGAUGAAGUGGAAGAAGGACCACAAGCUGCCCAACACCAAAGGCAGAUCGGCGCCGGCCUCCGGCCAUCUGCAGAACAUUCAAAAGGAUAACCAGACUGAUAUAACAGCGCUAUAAAGGACAGAGGAGGAGGAUUCAGGACGAAUAUUUGUACAUAAACGAAGACAAAGGGUGCAUUUUGACUUCUGCAUGGACUGGUGUCUUUUGAGCAUUAUUUUUUAAUUUAACAAAAAAUAUCCCAGCAAUUUUGACUUAAGACUGUGUCAGAAAAUCAAUCAUUUCGUAUUACU